AUGUCAGAUGACGAGGACUAUCAGCAGGCGGCUCUGAAAGCCCUAGAAGCUCACCAGAAAGCUUUCGAGAAUCAGUUCGCUCCUCCUCCCUCCAAGUCUGCGAGGGAAGACCAAUCCAGCGACGAUAGCCACGAUAGCGACAAUAGCGAUGAUGGCAAGAGCAGCGACGACAACAACGACAACGACGAUGGCAGCAUACAGAGUUUCGACAGUGACGACGAUAUCAUCGGCUCGGAUACCGCCGCUCAAGUCGACGAUCUGUUUAAUGUCGGAAAGCUGAAAGGAAAAGGCAAGCAGAAAGAGGAUAGCGCACCACGCAACGCUCCAAAUGAGCCGCAGGUCGUGGUUUUCGGUGAGCAGGCUGGCGCGUCUGCACCUUCCACCCGAGACAGGGACAGCAAGAGGGCGCAGAAAGCAUUCAUGUCUUCGAAGGUUAACAAAGUCCAGCAAGGUCCUUCCGAAGGCACAAAAAGCAAGCAGCGCAAACCAUCUCAAAUGAGCGACGCAGAUAGAUCCAAUAUAGAGAAUGAUAAAGAAUUAGAACAGCUCCUGCACUCGCAACUCUUCACUGCGCGUGAAAACACAAAAAACAUGAAAGCUGGCGAUAAGAUGAGGAUGUAUGAAGGCCGUUUGCUUGAAAUAGCAGGUAAAGCAGAUGUCGGACGUGGCGCUGCCAAGUUGAAGAAAGCGGAGCAUAAGAAAGCAUCUGGUGUCGUGCGUACCGGCUUAGAGAAACAUGAUAAGGAGAUGAAGGUGAAUGAACUCCAGCACGCUAAGGAUCUAGGCGUCUACGACAAAUCUCUCAAGCAUCUCUACGAAGGCGCUGAAGGAAAAUCCAAAGCUACGAAACGGUCUUUCGGUAGUCUCAACGCUGAUCGCGAUAAUAAGAGACAAAAGGGUCUGAGUAUGGGUGUUGGUAAAUUCAAGAAUGGCAUGCUGUCUAUAUCUAAAGCUGAGAUCGAUUCCGUCAAUUCCCAACCGAAAAGGAGGGGUAAGUAG
Molecule: messenger RNA, 999 nt
Organism: Wallemia ichthyophaga EXF-994
Lineage: Eukaryota; Fungi; Basidiomycota; Wallemiomycetes; Wallemiales; Wallemiaceae
Product: Protein FAF1
Exons: 3
Coding region: 1-999 (332 amino acids)
Biological process (GO): maturation of SSU-rRNA from tricistronic rRNA transcript (SSU-rRNA, 5.8S rRNA, LSU-rRNA)
Cellular component (GO): nucleolus
Source: RefSeq, a predicted model, not a curated record